AUGGUCGGUCCGAUAGCAUUCCUCUCACAAUUAAAUCGUGCCGAUGGUUCAGCGUCAUACAAAUGUCCAGCCACCGGUUACAGCAUUCUGGGCGCAGUCAACGCGCCCAUUGAGCUCCCAGCACGUCGGGACGCAUUGAAACCCGAAGAAGCCACUGUGGAGGUCUUUGUCAAACCUGGUACGACAACUGCCGGCGUCGGUGAAAGAUAUAUCGAAGGAAUCCUGCGGUCUGUGCUAGGAAAAAUCGUCCUUGGACGGGAGAAGGGCUUCCCCCGUCGCGGUGUGGUCCUCACCCUGGCUAUUGUUGGAGGAGAGAACGUGGAACGCGGUGACUCUUACCUUACUAUCCUCCCGGCUCUCCUACAUGCUGCCUUGCUCGCUAUGAUAUCCGCCUCCGUUCCUCUGUCGAUGACCUUCUCCGCGACCCUCCUCGGUGUAACCAAGUCUGGUGAUAUUGUGCGGGAUCCCUCCCCGACUGCUGCCAAGGCUGCUGUGUCCCUCCAUGUUUUUGCCAUCUCCUCGAAGAAUCACCUUUUGCUCAACGAAAGCGAGGGUCGAUUUGAAUUUGAUACCUGGGAACUUGUCCGUGAGCGUGCGCUCUCCAUUUGUCAAGGCGAGACAAUCGCUAGCGCUGAUGGCGACGUUACUAUGGGCGAAGGAACGACCGACGCCAGUUUGAACAGUUUCAUCCGGGAGACCGUGGAGGACCAGGUCUACAGUGACUACGCCUACAAGAUGGACUCUAUCUGAGGCGGACUGCGCCCACGGCAAAUUUGCGGAGAGUUAGUGAGACGCGAUAAAAUAGGACAGGUCGAUCGGUCAACCCCAGAUCCCCUUCUCUUGUGCACAUGACUUCCCUGAAGCACACGCUAUAUCUCCCCCCUCGACUAGGGAUACAACGGUACCACAAAACAGUUGAUCGAGUACCCCACCCGGUUAAGGCACCGUCACCUGACUGCCGCUGAAUGUACGACACGCUUCAUUCAGCUGCCACAAGCGACAGCCUUGCUGCAUAUGAGGCUUGUUUCGGGCUCCCCCGCUGUUGGAUUCCGGACGGACCCCGUCAGCUUUUGAACGUUUUGGUCACCCAAUCUUACCAAGUGACUUAGCGGCGGACAGUUGGAACUACAUACUCCUAGCAGGUGUAGCCAGAAUGAUGGCCCACUUCGAGUCAGGGUUGGAAGGGAUACAUGUUUUACCGACAUUCUGGCAAAAGACUGCACAAAGUAAUAUGGAGAAUGGAAUAUCCAAAAGAAAUACCACCUAUCAUUAUCUAUAAGCA
This is a messenger RNA of Penicillium samsonianum, 1282 nucleotides long. RefSeq names its product putative exosome complex subunit Rrp46. Gene Ontology annotation, cellular component: nuclear exosome (RNase complex); cytoplasmic exosome (RNase complex); nucleolus. The record is from RefSeq and is a predicted model, not a curated record. The transcript is spliced from 2 exons. NCBI's taxonomy places the organism in Eukaryota, Fungi, Ascomycota, Eurotiomycetes, Eurotiales, Aspergillaceae. Bases 1 to 750 code for a protein of 249 amino acids. Gene Ontology annotation, biological process: rRNA catabolic process; nuclear mRNA surveillance; poly(A)-dependent snoRNA 3'-end processing.